AUGCACGUCCGUUCCCUCCUCAGUCUGGAUCCUACGAAGCCACAGGAUGACAUGGGGUUCACGAAAAUGUUUAUGCCAAAUGUCCCAUAUGCUAUUGAAUUUCAGGCGAAGGUUCCAGAAGUGAAGCUUAGGCGUAUGAUGCAGAACUAUCCUGGGGCUGGGUGA
Messenger RNA from Suillus fuscotomentosus, 165 nucleotides. RefSeq lists its product as uncharacterized. The record is from RefSeq and is a predicted model, not a curated record. The coding region runs from base 1 to 165 and encodes 54 amino acids. Lineage: Eukaryota; Fungi; Basidiomycota; Agaricomycetes; Boletales; Suillaceae. The transcript has 2 exons.